AUGCCGCUCGUUAUUCUCACCGGAUACCCUUGCUCCGGCCUGAGCUACCGCGCAAAUCAACUUGCCUCGCUUCUCGAGAAAGCACAAGAUGAGCUCUUCGCAGCCACAGAGACAGGGUCUCCCGUUUCUCUAAAGUCUCGCUUUAAGAUCCAUAUCGUUCCCUCGCAUGAUGAUUCAUACCGACGCAUUGUAUAUGACCAUGCGCGCACAGAAAAGGAGGCUCGUGGUGUGGCGUACGCCCGCGCAAAGCGCAACCUCACACGAGACAACAUCGUGAUUCUCGAUGGAAUGAACUAUAUCAAGGGAUGGAGAUAUCAGCUCUGGUGUGAGGCCAAAGCCGCUGGAACCACAUGCUGUGUGAUUCACGUGGGAACACCGAUCGACCAGUGUGUCGCGAACAAUGACGCCCGAAUCCAGCGUCAAGCUACUAGAGAGGAGAGAACUCAGAAAGAACAGACUGAACCACAAAAUGAUUCGGUCUCCGCUCCAACAGAGGAAUCCAAAUCUGCAACUCAGGAUACCGAAGAAGCGUAUCCCCCAGAGCUGCUCAACAAUCUCAUCUUCCGCUACGAAGAGCCCAGCACCCACAGCCGCUGGGAUAGACCCCUCUUCACAGUGCCCUGGGCCGACGAAACACCCCCGAUAGCAGAUAUCUUCCACGCCAUCACAGGGAUAGUCCUUCCCUCCGCCCAAGCCCCAGCCGUAACUAUCAUGUCAGACCUCACUUCCUCGCUCGCUACGACAAACCUCUCAUCUGCGGCGAGUGUCACCACAACACGCACAUCGUUUACUCGUGGCGGUAGUGCAAGUGGCGGUUCUUCACGGCCUCGUAUCGUCCAACACCAAGCCACCGUACAAUCCGCAGCAACAGAGCACUCCGCGCUGUACGAUAUGGAGAAACGCACAUCCGCAAUUGUGACUGCCAUCCGUUCUUUCACACAGAAUACACCUUCUGCAGAGGUCGCUGUUGCGCAAAGCAAGGAUGCGAAUGGAAUCUCGAUUACUGUCCCCGAGGCUUCGAUCCCGGUUUUCAUUCCGGCUCAUGUUGCUACCACUGGUACUACGGACGAACUCGCGGGUGCGGGUGGGAUUCUUGCGUUGCCGCGCUUGCAGCGUUUCAGGAGACAAUGGAUAAGUUUGAAUCGCUCGUAUAUUGCACGUGGACAUGGAGCUGCGCAGGGUGCGUUGACGGCGGAUCAGAUUGGAGAUGCGUUUGUGAGAUUUUUGAAUUCGAAUUUCGGGGGUGCAGAGGAUGAUUCGUAG
Penicillium malachiteum is the source of this 1263-nucleotide messenger RNA. RefSeq names its product putative RNA polymerase II Elongator complex associated protein Kti12. The coding region runs from base 1 to 1263 and encodes 420 amino acids. The record is from RefSeq and is a predicted model, not a curated record. The transcript has 3 exons. NCBI's taxonomy places the organism in Eukaryota, Fungi, Ascomycota, Eurotiomycetes, Eurotiales, Aspergillaceae.